AUCAUACUCAGUGCAUGGCCACUCUAUAAGAUGCUCAUUUGCAUUUGCCUCACUCCAUCUGACUGAUUGAAACUUAACACCAGAGGUAACCGUUCUCUCUCUGUCAAGAUUUAUUUUGGUUAAGACAAGUUUUGCUUUCUGUGACUGCUCUUUGGGGAGAUGGUCGUUUCUGUGAAGGAUUUCCACAUUUCUCAUAUCUGGAGGUUUUCUUCCACUACUGUGUGUCUUGUCUUUUCUGCUGACAAGACGACCUGAGGAGUCAUACUGUACAACCCACACUAGUGUUUGGUCUUGCUCUGGGAAUAAAAUCUCUCUGUGUCUCUCGUUGUGUGCUGGGACCCCUGGUGCGUGGACCUCGCUCAAGUACUACUUGACUACCUCUUGGAGGAUCCUUUUUCAGUUCCUUAUAAUCUCUGAUCGGAGAGAUUAUGGCUGAGGGUGGUGUCCCGUACCCCUCCGUGUUCAUGGUGGAUAGCCAUGCAGCCUACCCACCGCUGCCCCCCAAACCGAGACCUCCUGGUCGGGGUGGUGUGGCCCAAAGCCUGCUGUUCUUGCUGGUUGGUCUGGCUUUGUGUGGCUUGGCCAUAGAGGCCUGCUUCAUCUACCACCUCUACUCCAAACAGGGAUCUGUGGAGUCAGGGUCAGCUGGUAUGAGUAUCCAAGACCAAGAAGACAUUCCGAAGGAGGUUUCCCCAACUUCAAGACCAAACCCUAUUGUGUUGCCUUCAAAACCUGUUGCACAUCUGACAGCUGGACCUCAAGCACCCCAUGGAGAUGGAGUCAUGGUAUGGAACAUGCAGGCAGAACCAAUCCUCCAUGAAAUGGAGUACAAAGAUGGGAAGCUUGUCAUCCAGAAGGAAGGCUACUACUACGUCUACUCUAAGAUCUUCUUCAGUGAGGUCGAUGUUGCGUUCACACACUCGGUCUGCAGAACUACUCCACGGUACCUUGGGAAGGACAUUGAACUCCUUAAGUCCAGGAGAUAUCACCCCAAGUUUGGGAAAAUGAUGUCCACAUCAAACAGCUACCUGGGAGGGGUGUUCCACCUCUUUGAAGAUGACUCCAUCUUUGUCAAAGUGAAAAAUGUCACUCAAGUUCGGAUACAACAUUCCACAGAGAACGUGUUUGGUAUCUAUAUGAUAUAAUACGGGUUGAUGAUGAAGAUACAUUUUUUUAUAUAGCUGGCUGAUUAUCAUUGGUUUAAGGCAUAAUAAUACUGUAGGCCAAUUUACAUGUAAUAUUGCUACGCAGGGCCUUCCCCCUUCCCGGCACACCUCAUUUUCUUUAAACAAAUCCUUGCAUCAAGAUGCAAUUCGAUGCGUGGAAAAUUUACUGUUGACGAAAAAGCCCUUUAUAAUAAAGCCAUAAUAAUGUUUGCCAUACACUAGGCUACAGUUGAGCAGAGGCGUUUUUAGGAUUUCCACACAUGGAUUUUUUUAGCAGGGUCGUAAAAGAAUCUGCCUUUGAAAAAAGGCAUUUCAUGCAGUUCUACGUCAUUUACAUGAAAGACAUUGGUUGAAUCGUUUUAUUACCACACAACUGACUGAAAUGGCUGGCUACUCUGACACUGACAAACUGAGAUCAAUCUGGCCUUGAAUUCAAACAAACAAUAGCCCAGGCCAAUGAAGCGACACACAGAUUGUACAAUAUUAGGAGGCAAUAUAUAUAUAUAUACUGUAUAUCAUAGUUUACAGUAGGUUACUAAAUAAAAUGUUGAGUGGAGGGCCUCCCGGGUGGUGCAGUGGUCUAAGGCACUGUUUCGCAGUGCUAGCUGUGCUAGCUCUGUCGCAGCCGGCCGCAACCGGGAGGCACAUGGGGCGGCGCACAAUUGGCCCAGCGUCGUCUGGGUUAGGGAGGGUUUGGCCGGUAGGGAUAUCCUUGUCUCAUCGCGCUCUAGCGGCUCCUGUGACAGGCCGGGUGCAGUGCACGCUGACCAGGUUGCUAGGUGUACAGUGUUUCCUCCGAUACAUUGGUGCGGCUGGCUUCUGGGUUGGAUGCGCGCUGUGUCAAGAAGCAAUGCGGCUUGGUUGGGUUGUGUUUUGGAGGACGCAUGGCUCUCGACCUUCGCCUCUCCCGAGUCCAUACGGGAGCUGCAGCGAUGAGACAAGACAGUAACUACUACCAAUUGGAUACCACGAAAUUGGGGUAAAAAAAAUCAAUGUUGAGUGGCACACUGAUUCACCUAAGGAUGAAGAUGAAGCCAUAGGCUUCUCACGGUGGCAAGUUGUGGCAAUAGCCUAUCUCAAGAUGAGCUACUUUUAAAAACAGUGCUGCUGUUAGCUAAAAAUUGGGAGUUGUUAUUAAGAAAAACAAUUUAUUGGUUCUAAAGACAGAUUUGGUCAGGAGGUAACACAUUAUGUUGAUAGUCUGCCCUCAAGAAUAAGAACAAAAGAACUGCAAGAACAUUACCUCUGUAUGCUAGUGUUCAAUGCAUAUUUUUAUUCUUUAUUCUCUUAUAUAUUAUUCUCUUUAUUCUGUUAUAUUGACCUGAUUAAAAAUAAUAUAUCCAUAAUAGUGUAAGGAAAUACAUAAUAUAGAUAUAGGGAAAAAUAUUUAGAUAUUUAGAUAAUUCGAAAUAUUGACAAGUAGAUAUAUUCUACGUUUUUGAAACAAUUUAAGAAUACCUGAUAUUCAGGUAAAUUGCAUGUAAAUCACUGCAGAAUGACAAGGUCAAAUGUUGGACUAUCUUUUUCCCUCUUUGUAUACCCUCCAUAAAAUGACCAAGUAAUUAACUCAUUUCAGUACCCUCGACCUGUUGUAUUUCACCUUUUGGUGUUUUAUAUUUAUUUAACAUUUUAUACAAAUGUAAAGUAGUCAUUGUCCUCCAUAUUCUGAUAAACAGGACUUAUCAACUUCCAUAUAUAGUGAGAAAUAAAAUAAAAUAUAUGUUUUUUUCUUCUUGGACGCUAACGCUAUGCAAGCAGUAGGCUAUAGCUGUAACACAUACUGGGUAUUUUGUAUAUUCUAUCCUGCAAAUAUUAAAAUAAAUACAUGUUGAAUUUUUUUUCUUU
Molecule: messenger RNA, 3011 nt
Organism: Oncorhynchus nerka (sockeye salmon)
Lineage: Eukaryota; Metazoa; Chordata; Actinopteri; Salmoniformes; Salmonidae
Product: tumor necrosis factor ligand superfamily member 14-like
Exons: 4
Coding region: 429-1145 (238 amino acids)
Biological process (GO): immune response
Cellular component (GO): membrane
Molecular function (GO): tumor necrosis factor receptor binding
Source: RefSeq, a predicted model, not a curated record